AUGCAGACAUUUGAUUGGACCAUCCGCGAGUCCUUGCAAGCUGUCUUCCAUCCCCCUCUUUCACGUUUCCGACGGCCAUUGAUUGAGAUCCGGCUGACUUUCAACAUUGUGUCGGAAAAUUUUCCCGUCCCUCUACGUCGUCAACCAUGA
Molecule: messenger RNA, 150 nt
Organism: Aureobasidium melanogenum CBS 110374
Lineage: Eukaryota; Fungi; Ascomycota; Dothideomycetes; Dothideales; Saccotheciaceae
Exons: 2
Coding region: 1-150 (49 amino acids)
Source: RefSeq, a predicted model, not a curated record